UUCUUGUUCCUAAUUCCCAAGUUCGUCUUGAAAAUCGUUCGCCGUCCUCUUCUACGUAUUGCUUGUUUUUCUUCCGAAGCUCAUUACGGACUCUCUCUUAUCCAAAGUCCAAACAAAACCUCGGUAAAUCCUCCCUCUUGUUGCUUAUGCCGAUAUCUCCCACUUCCCUCUCUACCCAAUUUUGAAUAUCUUCGAACUUUUUAUAGGGUAAAAUUAGCAAUGCCCUUUCCAAUUCAUCCCAGUUUCUAGGAGGCACGAACUCCGCUCGCAAUCUUGUGAUUGGCAGCGGAGAAAUCUCCUCUAAACCCCCUUCCAUUAUCAUCCUCUGAAUCAAUUUCCAAUGCCACAAUCCCACCCAGUUAAGUGACUCGGCAAAAUCCCGCUGGAGCAGAAGAGGAAUUUUCUUGAAGAAUUCAACCCCAGGCGUGUCCGUCAGUCUCCGGCCAGCGAUGGGUACUUCUGUAGCAUCAACUCCACCAAUAAUGUCGGCAUUUUCGCCGAGAAAGACCCAUAUCUUCCUCAAGCUCAAUCGACCCUCCGUUAGUCAGAGUAAACAAUCUCUUCAUAGCUCUAGUCCAUGUAUAAACGUUCGCCAUUUCAACCAUUUCAGUCCUAUUUUCGCGACUUCUCGGAUCUUUCGUACUGUCACUCGAGCUUUUUCAAAUGGGUUUGUUGAAGAAGACGAUAUUAUGCCUUCUUUCGAGGAGAAGCCGGUCAAGAUUCUGCUGUUGGUUCUGUUUUGGGCUUCUCUAUCCCUUUCUUGGUUUGCUGCUUCUGGGGAUGCCAAAGCUGCCGGUGAUUCUAUCAGAGCUUCGAAUUUUGGCCUAAAGAUCGCCACCACAUUGCGGAGCUCGGGCUGGCCUGCCGAGGCUGUAGUAUUUGCCCUCGCUACACUUCCUGUAAUUGAGCUCCGUGGGGCGAUCCCUGUUGGUUACUGGAUGCAGCUUAAGCCUGUUGCUCUAACGGUUCUCUCCGUUCUUGGGAACAUGGUCCCGGUGCCCCUUAUCAUCCUCUAUUUGAAGAAGUUUGCAACUUUCCUUGCGGGAAGGAAUGCUUCUGCCUCUCGAUUCCUUGACAUGUUAUUCAAGAGGGGGAAAGAGAAAGCUGCACCAGUUGAAGAGUUCCAAUGGCUUGGUCUAAUGCUGUUUGUGGCUGUGCCUUUCCCUGGAACAGGAGCUUGGACCGGCGCCAUCAUAGCUUCCAUCCUAGAUAUGCCAUUCUGGUCAGGUGUCUCUGCAAAUUUCUUUGGUGUUGUAUUGGCAGGUCUUCUGGUGAACUUGUUGGUGAAUCUUGGUCUUAAGGAGGCCAUUGUCACUGGAGUGUUUCUUUUCAUUGUAUCGACAUUCAUGUGGAGCAUUCUCCGACUGAUUAGUAAAGCUUUCAGAAAAUGAAUCAAAUUGAAAGGGCGAAUUAAUGUUACAUCGCACGACAAUGAAAAAGGCCAUGUUUGAUCGUAGUCUCAUUUGUCUUGACAUAGACUUGUUACUUGAGUUAGCACUCUGAUCAAUGAUAACUUACUAUUUUCUUGGAUGCACAGUUUUUUUCUCUUGUAUCAUAUGACUGAAUGAUAGAGCCGUCAAAUUUAAAUAUAAAGUUGAGAUUGUUCUCAAACAACCUUCAUUUGUGAUACUGUAGGCUGUAGCUGAAACCUUCAUUUCUCUUAUAUCAUAUCACGGAUCUUGUUUCUUAAA
Molecule: messenger RNA, 1691 nt
Organism: Momordica charantia (bitter melon)
Lineage: Eukaryota; Viridiplantae; Streptophyta; Magnoliopsida; Cucurbitales; Cucurbitaceae
Product: small multi-drug export protein
Cellular component (GO): chloroplast
Source: RefSeq, a predicted model, not a curated record